AUGGAUGAUUCUGAAUAUCAACCACUCCUAAACCCCACAUCUGCUCUGUAUGAAACGAUCUCCUACGAGUCUAUUCAAGACAUCAGGCCAAAUGGACGUCCUGUGUCUAGCCGCAGCACAAUCCCCGAGACCGCCACUUAUGGCCGCAAUCUCACAUGGACGAGCGCAUAUAUCUUGGUAAUAUCGCGCGUCAUCGGCAGCGGUAUCUUUGCAACUCCAGGCUCAAUCGUGAAGUCGGUCGGAAGCGUCGGGUUGGCGCUGCUGGUAUGGCUCGUGGGGACGGUUCUGGCAGCAUGCGGCCUGGCUGUGUCGAUGGAGUUUGGCUGUAUGCUCCCGCGAUCUGGUGGCGACAAGGUGUAUCUCGAGUAUACGUAUCGGCGUCCUCGAUUUCUGGCGUCGACGUUGAUCGCCGUUCAGGCGGUUCUGUUGGGCUUUACGGCAAGCAACUGCAUUAUAUUCUCCAAGUACACACUGUUUGCUCUCAGCAUUGAGCCGACGGAGUACCAGCAAAAGGCUCUAGCUGCGGGGCUUAUGACCGCAAUUACCAUUGUCCACGGGUGUUUCCUUAAAACCGGCAUAUGGAUACAGAACCUGCUGGGAUGGAUGAAGAUUUUCAUGAUCGCUGCGAUGACACUCACAGGGCUCUGGGUGAUACUCUUUCGACCUGAAGAACAGCCCAUUUCCGUGUCGAAUGAUGUGGAUAGGACUGGAUACGACGUCUUUCUGUGGGACAAUCUAUGGGAAGGGUCGAAUUGGAGCUGGAGCUUGCUUUCAACAUCGCUUUUCAAAGUGUUCUACUCGUAUGCUGGGCUCAGUAAUGUGAACAACGUCCUCAAUGAGGUUCAGGACCCGGUCCGGACGGUCAAAUCUGUGUGUCCGUCCGCUCUCGUUACUGCUUGUUGUCUUUACCUGUUGGCAAACAUCUCCUACUUUCUCGUCGUCCCAAUCGAGGAGAUCAAGAACAGUGGUGAACUCGUUGGGGCUCUCCUGUUCGAACGCGUUUUCGGGCCGCAUGUUGGCAGGACCUUGUUUCCUCUGGCGAUUGCCAUCUCCGCCGCGGGAAAUGUUAUGGUGGUCACCUUUGCCUGGGCUCGGGUGAAUCAGGAGAUUGCUCGACAGGGCUUUCUGCCUUUCUCCUCCAUGCUCUCAUCAUCUCGCCCGUUUAACUCUCCUUUGGGAGGAUUGAUUGUGCACUACAUUCCUUCGCUCAUGGUGAUUGUACUUCCCCCUCCCGGAGACGUGUACAGCUUCAUUCUAGAUGUCGAAGGCUAUCCAGGCCAGAUAUUUGCCUUGGCUAUUGCAGUUGGCCUCUUGAUCAUGAGGCGACGUCAGCCUAAUCUGCCACGACCAUUCAAAGCAUGGCUUCCUGCGGUCUGGCUUCGAAUCAUCGUCUGCGUUGCUUUACUGGCGGCGCCGUUUAUUCCUCCUCCGGACAGAAAGGGCGAUGUGGAUUUUUUCUACGCAACAUAUGCGAUCGUGGGUGUUGGAAUUCUACUCUUUGGGGUGAUCUAUUGGUAUAUUUGGACAGUCCUCCUUCCACGAUGGGGAGGAUACAAACUGGAAGAAGAGGUGGAUGUGCUGGAUGAUGGGACGAGUAUUACGAAGCUUGUGCCGUCGUAUAUUCUCUAG
This is a messenger RNA of Aspergillus pseudoviridinutans, 1629 nucleotides long. RefSeq names its product putative methionine permease. The record is from RefSeq and is a predicted model, not a curated record. Bases 1 to 1629 code for a protein of 542 amino acids. The transcript is spliced from 3 exons. Gene Ontology annotation, molecular function: L-amino acid transmembrane transporter activity. Gene Ontology annotation, biological process: amino acid transmembrane transport. Gene Ontology annotation, cellular component: membrane. NCBI's taxonomy places the organism in Eukaryota, Fungi, Ascomycota, Eurotiomycetes, Eurotiales, Aspergillaceae.